AUGAGUAUGGUGUGUUCAUCUUUUACUUCAGGUCCCAGGCAGUAUGAUGAGACAUUCUAUGAAUUUCGUACUAAUUACAUUAAACCUUCAAAGAUGAAUGAAUUCCUGGAAAAUAUGAAGAAAAACAUUCAUCUUCGGACUGCUCACUCUGAACUGACUGGAUACUGGAAUGUAGAAUUUGGAGGCAGAACAAACAAAGUGUUUCAUAUCUGGAAGUAUGACAAUUUUGCUCAUCAAGCUGAAGUUCGGAAAGCUUUGACCAAAAAUAAGGAAUGGCAAGAACAAUUCCUCAUUCCAAAUUUGCUUCUUAUGGAUAAACAAGAGUGUGAAAUAACUUACCUGGUACCAUGGUGCAAAAUACAAAAGCCUCCAAAAGAAGGAGUCUAUGAGCGGGUUACUUUUCAAAUGAAACCUGGUGGACCAGCUCUGUGGGGCGAAGCAUUUCAAAGGGCAGUUUAUUCGCAUAGCAAUCUAAACUACAGCAAACUGGUUGGAGUUUGCCACACAGAAUAUGGAGUCCUCAAUAAAGUUCAUGUUCUUUGGUGGAAUGAGAGUCCAGAUAGCCGUGCAGCUGGGAGACAUCAGUCUCAUGAGGACCCCAGAGUUGUGGCCGCUGUUCGGGAAAGUGUCAACUACCUAGUCUCACAGCAGAAUAUGCUCCUGAUUCCUGCAUCAUUUUCACCUUGA
This is a messenger RNA of Chrysochloris asiatica (Cape golden mole), 687 nucleotides long. Its product is annotated as protein NipSnap homolog 3A-like. The record is from RefSeq and is a predicted model, not a curated record. The transcript has 2 exons. The coding region runs from base 1 to 687 and encodes 228 amino acids. NCBI's taxonomy places the organism in Eukaryota, Metazoa, Chordata, Mammalia, Afrosoricida, Chrysochloridae. Gene Ontology annotation, cellular component: mitochondrion.